Pectinophora gossypiella (pink bollworm) is the source of this 10259-nucleotide messenger RNA. RefSeq names its product peptidyl-prolyl cis-trans isomerase D (gene Cyp40). The transcript has 9 exons. Gene Ontology annotation, biological process: protein peptidyl-prolyl isomerization. Gene Ontology annotation, cellular component: intracellular membrane-bounded organelle. Gene Ontology annotation, molecular function: protein binding; peptidyl-prolyl cis-trans isomerase activity. The record is from RefSeq and is a predicted model, not a curated record. NCBI's taxonomy places the organism in Eukaryota, Metazoa, Arthropoda, Insecta, Lepidoptera, Gelechiidae. The coding region runs from base 712 to 1641 and encodes 309 amino acids.
AGAUAAUGAAAGUUGUGCUGUUGUGAUAUUUUAGAAAAUUAUAUAUUGCAAAAGUACAGUGAAAUUUGAUCGAGUACAUAAGCAAGUUUAGACAAAAUUCUUAUCAACCAGGAAAUCAAGCCAGAAACACAUAAAAACAUAAUUAAGAAAAAUAAAUAAUAACUUUCCGCUUCUGGUGGAUGGAUCUUCAUUUGUUUUUGAAAUCGUUUUUAGUGAAAUGCUAUGUUAAUUCGUGAUUAUUUAUCGUUUCGAGCGAGUUAAGUGUUGUGGCCACUCGGUAUUUUUCUUUUUGAGAUAAUAUAGCUGUAGCAUUCCACUUAAUUUUUGAAUAUGGUGUCGGAAAUCCAAACCCAACAAAGAAACCCGAUGGUUUUCUUAGAUAUUUCAAUAGAUGGAGAAAAAGAAGUUCAUAGGGGCAAGGCCAUUGGGUUGUCAGGUGCAUAAUUAAUUCAAUGCAACAGUUGCAUCGUUUACCUAAAAGCCCACUGUUUCUCUGUCCUGUGUGACCGACACGUCAUAAUUACUUUUUAAUCAAUACAGAUACUCUCUUUAAACAAAGCGGGUCGCAUUGUGAUAGAACUACGUAAGGAUGUGGUGCCCAAGACCACAGAAAACUUCAGAGCAUUAUGUACAGGAGAGAAGGGAAUUGGUGUCUAUGGAAAACCCUUACAUUAUAAAGGCUGUAGAUUUCAUAAAGCUAUAUCACAGUUCAUGAUUCAAGGCGGGGACAUAAUUACUAGCGACGGAAGCGGGGGUGAAAGUAUAUACGGUCCCACAUUCGAAGAUGAAAACUUCAAAUUAGUGCACGACUCCGGUGUCCUGAGCAUGGCGAAUGCGGGCCGGCCUCACACGAACGGUUCCCAGUUCUGCAUCACGACGGUGCCGUGUGCGCACCUAGACGGGACCAAUGUGGUCUUCGGACGGGUGCGGGCGGGGCUCGGGCUGGUCUAUGAGAUGCAGCAACUCAGCGGAGAAGAGUGCAGGCCUAGUGUGGAGUGCGUGAUAGAAGACUGUGGGGAGAUAGUGGGUGACAAGUGGGACGUGCACUGCCGGGACGGCACGUCCGACACAUUGCCGGAGUACCCUGAGGAUUACCGUCUCAUGGAUCACCUUAGUAUAGAACAAAUAACGCGUAGCAUAAGAGAAGUGAAACACAGCGGUAACAUACUGUUCGGUGACGGGAGAUACAAGGCGGCGGUGCGGAAGUAUACUAAAUGUCUUCGAUACCUGCACUACGUCAAGGAUCGAAUAGAACAGAUCAAGGACGAGGAGCAGAUUGAGACUUUCUACGAGACGUCGAUAACGUUCACGCUGCAGUGUAACCUGAAUUUGGCCGCGUGCUACAAGAAAAUAGAUAGAUACCAAUCUUGUGUCAACUGCUGUACGGAGGUACUUUACAUAGACCCUAGAAACGAGAAAGCGCUAUUCAGACGAGGGCAAGCGCAAUUCGCAUUAAAAAACUACGACGCCGCCUUAUCGGACCUCCGGCAGGCUGAAAAAGUGUCCCCUAAUAACCGUGUGGUUAAAAAACUAUUAGACGAAGUGAGACAAGCCAAUAAACACUAUAAUGACACACAAAAAGAAAGGUUGUCAAAAUUUUUUCGUGACCAAACGGAGAAGAUCCCGAUCGCGCACCACUGAACUAAGGCUGAAAGUUGCUAUUUAUAAUAUCGAUAGGUUGUAAACCGGCCUAGUACGUAACCUGUUCAUUGUUUACGCUUAAGAACGCACUUUAGACGCGGUUUCGUACGAAUUUGUAUCGUAUGUGAACGUCUUAAGACAAGAUGGAAAUUAAAGUGAAAAAUACCGGACAAAGAUCUGUCUCGUACGGGCGGUUCUUGUCAAGCCUGGACAAGCGUGUUUACCAUUACACCACCGGGUCCUUAUCCUGUCCAUGCCAUCGAUCUAUGUCCGAUAUUUGAUUUUUAUCGUCAUUAUGCCGAUGCCGGCGCCAUCUAACCGAAGGAUUAAGUAUUAAUAUACUACUCAUCAAAGAAAAUCUAAAAUCUAAAUACCUUAUAAUACCCAUUGUAAAAUUAUAUUUAUAUUUUAUUCGUAAUAUUCAUAUAUAAUAUUCUUACAAAAUAUAAAUUAGUGAGGUGUUUCGAUUUCUUUGUCCGAAUACUUGUCUAUGACGACAAACUCGUACGAAAAACGCGCGUCCAGAGUACGAUUGGCCUUAUACGUACUAAAGUAAAGUGCCGGUUCUGUGCAGCAAGCAUUAAUGUUAUCAGUGUAGGGUCUUUCAGCUGAAAUAAUGAGAGGAAACACUCAAAAUGUAAGUAAACACAUACAUACACACUCACGCCGAUUUCCCACUGGUGUAAGCAGAGAUAAUUCCAUUUGCAUCGAAGCAAAUUCGAAAUCGAAAACUUUUCUGACUGACUGAAACACUUUUCUUGCUUCCACCACAUGCAUCAAUUGUUUCAUACACGCACGUCGGUUCGGUGUUAGUAAAACCUUCCACGUAACGUUAUAGAUAAUGAUAAAUAAUAUAUGGGAUAUAGCUCUAAAUGUGAAUUAAUUGUGUAGAAUAUCUGCUGAAGAAAUAGACGCAAUGUUAGUCACUAACAAUUUUAAGUGUUCGUAAGUGUUCAAGUAUAAAGUUUUGAAAUAUUUACAUAUAGCUAGUUGUACAAUGUUAGAAAUAAUCAUAGCGCCCUUAACUUUCGUUUUGGACCAAAAAUUAAUGGAGCCCGUGGUCUAAACGGGAGAAGUCAUUGAAGCAAUUCAUCUAAAAAGUAAUAUUGAUAGAUAGAUAGAUAAAAACAUUUUUUUGUCUACAGACACACAUGCAUACAAAUAAAAGAUUAUAUUGCUACUUGACAUUUCAAUCAAUCAAUCAAUAAUACUUUAUUGCACAACGACAUAUACAAAAGACACCAUUAUUGCCUUAUUGCUAAAUAGCAAUUUCUACCAGGCAACCUUACACAAACGCACACACAUUGACAUUUGCGCAUAUAAAUAGCAAAAUAAUGUUAUUUGUCUUUAAAAGAAAUAGCUUUUUAGGUGAAAUGGUUCAACGUGGCCCUUUUAGACCACAGGCUGCAUUAAUUUUUGAACCAAAACAAAAGUUGAGGUCUCUGAUUAUUUUUGACAUUAUAGGUACUUUGAGUGUUUUCUCUACAUUCCUUUAGUUUCACGGAUACGUGUAGGUAACUCCUCGACAUCUCUACGCAUAUAAUGGCGGCUGUACAUUCUCAAAAGCGGGGGGCGGGGCUUAAAAAUCAAACCAUCAUACCUGGGGCCUGUUUAAUAAAACUUACAAUUGUAAAUUACAACGAAAAUUUGAUGUCCAUUACGUAGCUAAUAUGAAACUGCAAAAUAUUCGUGAUCACACAUUCCGCAAUGUACAUCAAAUUGUUAUUGUAAUUUACAAUUGUAAGUUUUAUUAAACAGGUCCCAGGCCUUUAUUGCUAUAAAGGUAUAAAUCGGCGCGCGCUUUUUGUCGCUUACCGUUAUGUUAACUUAUCUACGAAACAGUGUAAGAGAGGUAUUACAUCUAAGAUCUACCCAUUUUUCGUCAAUCACAACUUUAUAUCCAAAAAUCUACCUUAUUAUUACUACACUGUGAUCGUUAUUUCUAAGCUUGUAUGCUGUUCGUACCACGGUAAAACCAAGAUCACCCAUAGACAAAAUUAUUGACGACGAAGUUUAGUAGAAAACUCCUUACAAAUAACAAUCGUAGUGCAGUAAUUAUAAGGUCGAUCUUUCUAAACUUCGUCGGCAAUAAUUUUGUCUAUGGGUGAUCGUGGUAUUUCCACGGUAAAACCAAGACCAGCAUACGACCCUACAAAUAACGAUCACAAUGAUAAUAAGGUCGACUUUUGUUUGAAUAAAAAGUCAUGAUCAACGAAUGUGGGAUAGAUGUAAUAUCCCUCUAAGUGGCUAAGCAUAGACAAAUAGCGACAUACAACCAAUAACAUCGUAACAAGUGAGUAUGUUUUGUUUUAAGUGAGUUUUGUCGUCAAUAAUCAACUGCAGCAUUAUGAAGAGACUGCUUCCGUUGACCGCUCGGAACGCCUUGGGGUAUCUCGCCGAGAGUGCACAGCCUCCAUUAAAAUCCCAUGUCACGUCGUAUAUCUAGAUAUUCUACUCUCUAGUUUCCACCUAUUGGUGCGUGAAGAUACAUACAAUUUACGAUGAUAUAGCAUGAGGAAUUGUAAAAUUGUGUACACAUUUGUAAAUAUUCGUAUUGAUAUUCUACGUAAAUGGUGCCACAAGUAAGUUUAGAAUCGAACUGGUAGACAAAGUCUCUGAAACCUCUUUUUGGACCUGUAACAAUGUAUUCUAGAUUUGCCUUAAGGUCGUAAGGCCGGGAUGCCUUUUAAAAUCCAAGUCUCAUUGUAAUAUUGUCUGGAAAUUUGGGCUUCACUAGGUUAAACGGAAUUCACAACUUGAUUAGACAAUAAGGGAGUGAAAUUUGUCGUCCUUUUGCCAUUUAAGUGUCAUAGUAAAUGAGACGCUACUACGCGCUAUAGUCCGUUAAAUGUGGGAUGACCAAUUUGACAGCUGUCAGAAAAAUAAGGUUUCCGUAGGAUGUAAAUGAGGGACUUUCCAGGCUAUGUUCCUCAAACACAAUAUAGAUGGCGCUGUACAUAUUUAUCUUCGUUUGACCUUCUAAUUUCAUGGAUAACAGACAUAUUUUUUUAUUAUUAUAUUUUAUGCAUCUUUUGUCUUUGUUUUUGGGUAUAAAUGAUGACCCUUUUUAUUACAACUAGGCACAAUCACAUCUUCUAUUCAUUAUUAUUCUGAUGAAAAUAAAGAGAAGUAAUAGGUAGGAAUGGCGAUUACUCCACCGACAAGAGCGCAGCUCUUAAAUAGAGAGAGAGAAUAGGUAGCAACGUAAUUCUAUUAUAGCAACAUUUAUUUUUAUAAUAUGCUUUUGCCGUUACAUUGUAUUUUGGGAUAAUUUAUGUACCCGAGUAAUGAGAAAAUAGCUAAUUAUCACUUUAAAGCUGUACAACGCCAUCUAUACUAUAGUUUUUGGUGAACGUAGCCUGGAAAGUGUCUCAUUGUAUUUCUGUCCUGUUGUUGGAAACUGGUUAAAAAUUAGAGUCCCAGUUUCAAGUAAGGGAAAAGAUAUUAAUAAUACUUAACUGGUGUUACGAGAAUAAGGACGGAGAUCGGGUUUCCUAAACCGGCGAAGGCGUCUAUUAAUCUUAUUAUAUUUAACAGACUAUUGCACGUACAUAAAUGUCUACCAUACUCCUUUCAACGUAGCAUGAUUAAAGUGAUAUAUCUUCCGUACUAACCAAGAGACUACUGGUUAAAAAUGGUUAUAGUUAUCUGUCGUGUCUUUCGCUCUAGGCGAUAUACUAUAGUUUAAUAAGGUGUCCGCUUACCUAACCUGAAGAUUUGACAGGUCCGGUUUUUUACAGAAGCGACUGCCUGUCUGACCUUUCCUUAAUUGACUUCUGUUAUGCUACAUCUCUGUCCCGCUGUCAUUCUAAUCAUGCUACAUUGAAAUGGGUCAAUGAUAUUCUUUCCUUCAGAGAGGCCUGAAGAUCGCCCCGAACGAAGAUAAAGAAUGGCAAUAAAAAAAAACAGAUCAAAUCAAAGACAAAACAUCAAACAAUUCACUUAUAUACCUUUUUUAUUUUUGAUUACUUCAAAAAUUCCAUGCUUCUGCGUAGAUGGAACUAUAAGUCAGGUUAUCUUCGGAAGAUACCAUGAUAUUUACGUAGUAGUAAACUCGGUCACGACGAAUAAACAGGUGAAAAUUAAAUGAUAAUUAUAAUAAUAAAAUAUGUGAUUUAGAUGUAAGUAUGACUAAUGUUAAGCUUGAUAUGAACGGUCUGCAUUUACGUCACAAAUAUUUUGUAAGUAUGCCUUAAUCAUGCACUUAUAUUGUUACGCACAGAGCCGUGUAAACAGGACCAGUAUGGGCAUAAAAUGAAGAAUGAUACCCGUAUAGAACGCUAACUAUCCGCCCCGCAACAAUUCGUUUCGAUGCCGAGCUAGGUUUAUCUCAACACCUCCGGGGCUUACUUAAUCUAAAUGGCCGUGACACGCACAGAGUAAUGGAAGAAAGAAGGUAUUGGGAGCGCGCGUGAACUGUCUGUCUCGCUCACACUUACACGAUAAGAUUGAAAUUCUUAUAUGGAGUGUCCAGGGCGUAAAACCCGUAAAAAAACCCGCGCCGCGUCCUUGUUUGCCGGUUCUGUGUACACCAAGAAUUAUUUAUUGUAAUAGCGGAUCGCUAGUUUAUUUGAAAAUAAUUAAAAAAAAAAAAUAAAAAUACUAAGUUCUUUUACAACAUAGCUGGCGAGGAUUGGGUGUAUAAAUUGUACGCCUGUUACCCCUUCGGGGAUACAGUGAUGUUAUGUUAUAUUCUUUCAGAACUGCAAACGAAACUAAAAUUGAGUUUCAAUAUUAAUUUCUUAUAAUUGGCUCGAGUAAUUUACUCAACUGUUUUUGCAUUUUUAUACAUGAUUUGACAAUAAUUUUAUAUGUUGCAUGAGUGUUAAUUUUAAGUACAAUAUGUGAUGGAAACGCUACCUACCUUUAGUUUUAGCACACUGCCAUGUGGGUUUUUAUUUUGUAUAUGUCACUGAUUAUGAAUUUUACAGGUAGAUCUAUAAUUUAGUAAUCAAUCACUGAUUUCUUUUCAUUCUCGACCUUGUAUUAUACUCCAUUUUUUGAUUAGAAAGAAGCAUAAAGUGUUUUAUAGGGCACGUUUUAUAUGGCGUCCAUUUUUCUAAUUAGGUGUUAGAAUUAACAUCGUAAACACCUCUCUGUCAUGUUACUUUGCCACUUAUCCAUGAAAUUAGAAGGUUAAACGAAGGAAUUUUUUUACUAUUUUUUUUAGUGACAUCGUAACGAAUACUGAGGGGGAUAAUUCAGACCACGAUACUAGUUAAUAUGUCUGAAAAUUCAUGAAAACUUUAGUGUUUUUUUAAAUUAUUUUCCCUUCCAUACUUUUGCGACGGAAAAUUCCACUUGAUAUCAACUCAGAAUCAUGGCGUGAAUCAUCCCUCAAAGUUUUCAUUACGAUAUCACUAACACCCUGUAUAUUGUUUUUGAGGAACGUGGCCUGGAAAAUCCCUCAUCAACUUCGUAAGCCCAUGACAUUUUGACAUCACGAACAUCACUGCUGAGGGUUGACGACUACUGCUUCUGUUUAUAUUUCUGAAAAAAAAAUUGAGUAUAUACCAUGGACAUUGCUGGUCAAAGGCCUUCCUUGAAGCUAUUGAAAUUGCAACCUUUUUGUUUUUAUUUACCUUGCACCGCUAAAGGUUACUUCUUUACUCCUUCUUGAGAUUUAAUCACUUAACACAUUUCAUUUUUGAGAAUAAUAUUAAUUUCUACAUCGCUUAUUUUCGUUUUACUUUGUGACUAAUCGUUACUUAGGUGUAUAUACCGUUUUAAUGAUGAAUUGAAAUCAUGUAAAUGUAUUUUAAGACUGUAUAGAAUGUUUGCAUGAUUAUUUUUGUAUUAUUGAUUUAUGACAUUGUCAAUUGUAAAACGAAUUUUAGUAUAUAAGCCCUUGAUAAGCCCUAACCGUAUGCGGCCGUUCUCCACCAGUCACUGGUUUAUAUAACGUUUUAACAUAGCAAUGUAUACGUCCAGUUAGUUAGUUGCGUCUCUUUCUAACACAUGCAAAUUGUUUGAUAUGUCCCUUUCUGAUAUCAUAAUCGAAUUAAUUCGGGUAGUUGACAAGAAUGAAAAAUGUACCAUUUUAUAUUGCAAAAUGAACAAAAAAUUAUAGCCAAAUGUGAAAACGGGGGUUAAAAAAGUCACAUCGAAGUAAUUUAUUUAAAACAACAAUAUUGCAAUUUGACAUUUGCGCGUAUAAAAGUAAAUGCGCAAUGCACUCAAAUGUCAAAUAGCAAUAUUGCUUUUUGAGAUGAGGCUUGGAUGUGGUCUUUUUAACCCCUAGGUUUCAAAUUUGUAGAAAAAUGAAAUAGAUGCCUUCCGAAAUCAAAAAGAUAGAAAGAAAUGGCAAUAGGAACUCGUGACGUCACAUGUUCCUAGUGCGAUAUCAGCUGUAUACAAAUACCGUUGUGCUCGAACGGAUUUAAUAUUAACUUCAGCGUGUUCACGUGAGAUUGAUGAAAAAAAACAGUCAACUACCACAUUGGCGAGAAUCGAUAAAGACUUAUAUCCUAAUUUAAAAAAAAACCGGUUAUACUACUGUACAGUCAUGAGCAAUAUAAUGUACCCACUUUAGGACUCUGUCGCACUAACAUAUUUGACAUUUAGUGAGACUUACAGUUCAAUUUGUCAAAAAACUUAAUGCGACAUGGUACCAAAGUGUAUACAUAUUAAUGCUCGUGACCGUACGUGUGUUAGCGUAAUAAACGUCGUAAGUUUGUUUUAGCGUUGGACCGACUAUUGUCAGUCGUUGACGCCACUAAUAGGUGAUAGCAUCCAAUGUGAUGGUGCUUUAGACAUUAUGUUUGAGUGCCAAAGGGUUAGCUUAGCGGGCUAAGUAUGGAUAAAGUGUUAGUUUGUAAGUACAACCGAAGUAAUGAUCUCAAACGAUGAAACGAAACAUGUGUUCACUAGGCGACCGUAUUCAGCAACCGUUGUUACUGCCUCAAUCAAAUUGAAGCAAUUUGACAUUUGUGCAAACACAAGUAAGCGUGCAAUGUAAACAAAUGUCAAAUAGUUGUAUUGCUUAUUUAGAUGAGUUGCUUCAAUGUGGCCUUUUUAGACCUCCAGUUUAUCGAUUUACCGCCUUACCAAUACAAACAAUAAAACAUAAACAAGCGGUGAACGUAUAAGUAUUCGACAGAAUUAUCUAAUAAUUCGAUUGAAAUUUGCUUCAAAUACACAAGUUCACCACAUUUUUUGGCAAGUCGGUUAGUUUGCGGCAGAUAUAAAGGUUUUGUAACACCAAGCGGAUCGUUGCUUCCAUGUAUUUGUUCGGGUUGUUCUUAUUUUUUGUCGGUCAAAAAGUUGUUCAUUGUUUUGUAUGAUAAAUAAUAAUAACACACAUAAUAAUAUAAUAAUACUAGUUUUGCUUUUUGGAAUUUUGGCUUGUUGAAUGUGACGUCACUCAAUAUCGUCGCUUAGUGAAUGACUUCGUUAACAAAGUGAUUGUUUAAUGUUUCAACACCAACAGUGAUAUGUGAGAUAAUGAGAUUAUACUAUUGUUAGCAAAUGGAUGAUUUAUUUAAAAGGCGGCAUACACUUGUUCGGGUCGGCAUGGCAAGAAAACAAGAUAUAGUUUUGGAACUGUCAAUAGAAAUAACGGUGCCGAAUCGAAAAAACUAGGUCUGUCCCUUUCCUGCACUUAUCGUGAGAGAAGAAUGACAUUGAUUUACGAGUGUCAAGACUAAACUAAAACUAACUAUAUGGUCCAGCAAAACGUAACUUGCUUAAAAUUACAUGUUUUGUCUCUUUCACUCCGUUAGUUCUUGGUUCACCAGGCGAUGUACUAUGUUCUACUGUCAUUCUUAUCAUGUUGUUUGUUGGACCAUUAGUUUGCUGCAUAAUUCUAAAAUCAAUCUUCUUCUAUCGUGUGGGUUGUGAGGUGAAUUACCAACCUCAUCAAUCCUGGUGUCAGGGUUAUUAUUGAGCCGCCAAAGGCCCCUAACAUGGCUCAUGUAACGAUUACUCACUUUCAUCAGUAAGUAGUAACCGGGACCAACGGCUUAACGUGCCUUCUGAAGCACGGAUCAUCUUACUUUUGGACAAUCAGGUGAUCAGCCUGUAAUAUCCUAACCAAACUAGGGAUCACAAAAUGAUUUUUGUGAUAUGUCACCGCCGGGAUUCGAACCCGGGACCUCCGGAUUUUGAGCUCAACGCUCAGCCACUGGUCAACGGAGGCCGUUGUUCUAAAAUCAGUUACAUAAAGUAAAUGUCAUCGCUCUAAAUAAAAUAUUUAUAGUUAUUUCCAGGGUAUAGACGGCAGAAUCGAUCCAACCAAUAAGGGUAUUACAUAUUCCACUUGGCAUUUAAAAUCUGGUAAAAAAUAAAUGACACGUGUAGCCGUAGCAUGUUGCAUAACGCGCAUGAUAAGUGAGACAAUACAAUUUUUAAUCGGGGAGCGUUGGUUCGUUCAUGCGAGCUCCAUAUUACAGCAACUGAUCUUAUAAUCUCACAAAAACCGAACAUUAAUGUCGACCCGAAUAGAUGUCUGUACUUAUCCUAAACCAAACUAUAUUAUAUGUGAAUCUGCUCUCUAGUAGAUUUUUAACAGUAUUUGGUUUUGUAUUUACAAUGUGAAUUACACCAUGUAUCACGCAGAUUAAACAUAAAAGGUGUUCGUUUAGUUAUACAUUUUUUAUCAUUACAUACUGUUUUAUUUA